This is a messenger RNA of Brachypodium distachyon (stiff brome), 577 nucleotides long. RefSeq names its product mitochondrial import receptor subunit TOM7-1. NCBI's taxonomy places the organism in Eukaryota, Viridiplantae, Streptophyta, Magnoliopsida, Poales, Poaceae. Bases 74 to 319 code for a protein of 81 amino acids. The transcript has a single exon. Gene Ontology annotation, cellular component: mitochondrial outer membrane translocase complex. The record is from RefSeq and is a predicted model, not a curated record. Gene Ontology annotation, biological process: protein import into mitochondrial matrix.
CAAACCACAGAGCAAACACAUCCCCACACCUAGGGUUUUCGCCGAACGAAUCGAAGAAUCAAGAGAAGUCCCCAUGGCGUCGCGACCGUCGCUCAAGCCGAAGCCGAAGGGCAAGGGAGGGAAGAAGGGAUCGUCCGCGGCAGAGGACGAGCAGACCACCGCGGCGGUGGCGGUGCGGCUCGCCAAGGAGUGGAGCACGUGGACGAUGAAGAAGGCGAAGGUGGCGGCGCACUGGGGCUUCAUCCCCCUCAUCAUCGUCGUCGGCAUGAACUCGGGAGACUCCAAGCUCUCCUGGACCCAGCUCCUCUCCCCCGUCUGAUCCGAUCCCCGCGGAGGGAUUCAUAGAUUGGAUCCUUUUAGUAGCUUAUGUCUGGUAGAUUGUUUCUUGGAUCGUGGUUGGUGAGUUCUUGAUCCCCUUGUGGGGGAUCUUGCGUUUUGCUGUAAUAACGUUAUAUGGGCGGAUCAAUCGAAGGAUUCGACCGAAUAUUGUUACCUCAGGCUGUAUGGAUCUGCUUCUAGUUUCAUAUUCUGUCGAACUUACUCUGUUAUUUUUGUAAUUCGCAAUUUUUUUUCUGCC